GUAUGUGUUUCCUUGUUGUUUCAGUAUCGUGAGAAACAGGCCCUGCGUGACAUCUUUAUCGUGUUAUUCAGAGAUUUUAAACAACACUGUUAACAUCAUGUCUUGUAAACUCAUCGUAGCGGCUGUUGUACUUCUGAGCGUCAGCUGUUUUGCCAAGCAGUCUCCCCCAAAGGUCCAAGUAUACAGCCGUAACGUUGGAGAGUAUGGAAAGGAAAAUGUGCUGAUUUGUCACGCAAGUGGCUUUCAUCCUCCCGACAUCACCAUUAAACUCUUCAAAAAUGGUGUAGAGAUUCCUGAUGCCAGUCAGACAGACCUGUCCUUCGAGCAGGGUUGGGACUUCCAGCUGACAAAAUUUGUAAAAUUCACACCCCAGAAUGGAGAAACUUAUACCUGCGUAGUUGAACACUUGUCAGUCCCAAAGACCUUCACAUGGGAGCCUGACAUGUGAAUUAACAGCAUAUAGAAAUGCCAUAAGAAGAGAAAUCAUUCAUGCUGCAGAGAUUCUGCAAUCUGCUUUAAUGACAUGUGAUGUCAAUAUAAUUUCUUUCUUUAAUUUACUAAGACUUGAUGUUAAGAAUGUUCACUUUAUAUGCUUAAGUAUCCUGAAUAAUGUCUAUACAAACAUAUGUUUAAACUCUUUAGGGUGGUUUCACAGACAGGACAUAGCCCUAAUCCCAGACUAAAAUGCAUGUUUAUGCUGCCUUAAUUUCAGAACACCUCAUUGUUUUAUUUCAAACAAUGAGAUAAAACUUCCUCUCAAGUACUGUUUCUGUAAGGCUUGUUUGUAAAAAACUACUUAAAAGGUCCUAAUAUAAAUAAGACCUAGUCCUGUAUUAAACUAAACUCUGUCUGGGAAACCACAACUAGUAGUUUUAUGACUAUAGACUCAUUUAUUUUUGAUUGGUUGAUUUCUAGAUUAAUUUACUUACGCAUACUUACAUUGUUUAUUAACAAUAAUAGCUCUUCUUUUCUAUUUAAGACUCACUGAAGUUUGAACAGGAGUCAUUAAUAAAUAAUGACUUUAAUGUAUUGUAAAAGCUAUAAAUAAAUUACUUUUUUCCUAAAA
Molecule: messenger RNA, 1066 nt
Organism: Misgurnus anguillicaudatus (oriental weatherfish)
Lineage: Eukaryota; Metazoa; Chordata; Actinopteri; Cypriniformes; Cobitidae
Source: RefSeq, a predicted model, not a curated record